UCAAACUAUCAACCUGAUCAAUAUGCAUAUAUUUCAAUCCCAGAAGUCACUCAGAACAAGGCUGCUACAUCAUUGGUGCCAAACCGUCACAUUGACAGGCAUGUAUAGCCAUAAUAGUGCAAAUUAAUUUUCCAAAAUUCACUAACACAACAAAUGACAGUGAUAAACAAUGGUUCAGUGUGCAGCUGCAAGAUGCAACAAUAGACAUUCAAAGAGUAGUGAAAUAAGUUUUUUCCGAUUUCCAAUUGACCAGCAGACCAAGAAGGCAUGGACACAUUAUUGUAAGAGAAUGGACUUCCAACCAAACCCAAACCACAGACUUUGUUCUGCCCACUUUUCUAUUGCAUGUUACGAGCGUGACCCAAAUAUGAUUAGAAAUCUUGGUUGCCCUCCAAUGAAGUCAAAACUCAAGCCAGAUGCUGUGCCAGAUAUUCCAUUGAUCCAACCAACAACAGCUGAGCAAAAACCAUCACUUCCAAAUUCGGGGGCUAAUGAGAAGCAGAGAAAGGCUGAGACUAAAGCUUCCACAACAACAAUGCCAGUGAAGAGAAAUCCCACCAGGAGUCGUCGGACAAUGGGCAUUGAGCUCUUUAUGGAAUGCACUGAAGAGGCUUUGUCCCCAAGUCAGAUCACUGCCCAGCAGGUGGCAAGAUAUCAGUAUGACCAAGCCAUUGCCCAAAUUAGAGAUGCUCAUGCCAAGGCAAGGAUAGGCAAAGCUAAAAUUAUAAACAAAGUUGACAAUGUUGGCAAAGUAUCGCCUCAAGUUACUCAGAAGGCAGCUCCUGCAUUGAAAACUCCAUCACCGAGUGGAAAAGAACCAGAACGUUCAUCUAGUCCUGAUAUUAUAUUUGUUGGAGAAACACCGGCUUCCAAGCCCCGACAACCAGUACAACAGCCACAGCCACUGACCCAACCACCACAACAACAACAGGUGUACAAGCUUGUCAGUGUCAGCCAGGCAAACCAAGGACAACUUGGACAAUGGAUGAUGAAACCUGUUGCUAAUGUCAUGCCUCAACAGCAACAGACAUUAAAUAGACCAGUACAACAAGUGCAACAGGUUGGUCAGCAGGUCAGUGGCACCAUGGGGAUGGGUUACAAACGUCCAGCAAACUUCCAACAAGAUCAACUUGCCAAGAAAAAACCAAGACGACCAGGCGAGGUUGACGAAUAUGGUAAAAAGAGACCUUUUGAAAGUGAUGAAAGUGGUAAGAGUCCAGAUAUUUGUGUCAAUGGUAAUUGGGUUCCAUUAGAUGAAUAUUACUAUGGAAAGAUGGAAGGAGAUCCAACGUAUGAAGAGGAGAAAGGAGAAUUCAGGUUUAAGUGCUGGUAUUGUAACAAGAUGCUGUACAACAAUGUCAAGGCCAUGAUGCAUAUCCAAGGUCACAUUGACAGCAGUAAACAACAAAAUAUUGACCUCAGUGACCUUACACAAUGUAAACACUGCUACAAACAGUUUGAUACACCAUUUGAAAUGCAGACCCAUGUGGACAAGGUACAUAUGAGCAACACAAAUGUAUUGUUGUGUAGGAUAUGUGAUCGUGACCAUGAAUCUCGCCAGGCACUGACACAACACAUGAGACAGAACCACAAUGCUUGUGAGAUGCCCUAUACAUGCCAGCUUUGUAAAUUUAGAUCAUCUAUGUACAGUGAUGUUGUGGACCAUUUUAAAAAGAAACAUGAUAGCUCCCAGCAUUUGUUGUGUUUAUACUGCCUUCGUGCUUUUCUUGUCAAAUUUGUCUCCCAAGGUUGGGGCACCACUCAGACUUAUUAUGGACAUUUGUUAAAACAUCAGUCUAAGGCACAGACUAAAAAAUGUGGUCUUUGUCGACUGGCAUUCUUCAACUCUGCUGAGGUCAAGGCCCAUAAACUGAAACAUCAUGGACCCAAUCAGAAGGCAGUGUUAGGAACCUCAGCACAUAGCAGCAAACAAGACCAAGUAUUAAUAAAAGUACCUUCAUCAUCACACAAUCAACAUGGAGUCAAAUCUUUGAAUGCACCGUCUGUCAGUAAAGUUUUGGACUUUGGAGGGACAACUUUUCCAGGAGAGGUCCAUUAUUUUAACUGCUUUGAGUGUAAAAUGUCCAUGGGAACACAUGACCAUUAUAGGAAGUAUGUGGAGUGUUCAAUGUGUCGGUUUGCUACCAUCUGUAGUAUAGCUUAUGCUAAUCACAUGAUGGGAUUCCACUCAGGUCAAAUGUCAAGUCUUAACCUCAACAUUCCAUGGGAACGAAGGAUGCCCAAACCUAUGUACUGUUUGUGUGGCUUCAGUAGUCGCUAUGGCAACAAGAUUGCUAACCACCUUGUGUUCUGUAUGAAGACUUCAUGUUAUGAGAAUAGGCCAGAGCCUGGAACAGAGUGCUACAGAGAAGAUGAAGACGAAGACCCUCGCCAUAAACCAGGAGCAUCAUUGCUGGAUGCAUUAGGUCUGGUGAAGAGAAGGACUAUUACUCCUAGAUCUGGGGAAGGAGUGUACCAAAAAUCAGCUGAGACUUCACCUGUAGCAGACAGCUCCCCAAAACCAAGUCCAUGGGAUCCAGAUUAUGUACCACCAGAACUGCAGGGCUCACAGAAGUGGAAGACAGUCAAAUUAAAGGACACUGUUACUCCUUCUAAACAAUCAGUCUUUCUUGGGAUGUCCAAGUCAAAAGGCAAUUGUAAGAAAACCUUUGAAAUGGAUAUAAAAAAUUCAGAGGAAGCUGGAACUUCUCACAAGGGAGAUACAUCAGAUGAAAUUGAAGAGAAGCUUUUAGCUGACAAUGGAACAGACAGUGGAGAUAAAUUGGAAAAUAGUGAAAAUCAAAGAACUGAAAGUACUAAAAACAAUGCUGAAGCUGAAAGAAAAGAAAAUGAACUGCUUGAUUUUGACAAUGAAAAUGACCGUGCUGAAAGUGGUGAUGAAAAUAAAAUCAAUGAAAUUAUAGAUGCUUUAGAUGAAGAUGAAUUGUUACAAGAUGAAAAUGAACAAGUUAGUGACAAAAAUAUGACAUUAGUAAAGGAAAGUGAUACUGAUAAAGUAGAUGAAACAAAUCUGAAUGAAAGUUGCAAUGAAAAUGAAGAUUUAGCAAAUAAUUCUGGUGAUGUGAAAAGUACCAAUGAUAAUUUAGAAUCAAGUUCUGAUAGUGUAAAAAGUCCUACAAACAAUUUAGAUGACAAAGAAAAAAAUGUCAAUUUGGAAGGAAAUGAGAAAGACAAUGAAAACAUUGAUUCUGAAAAACAAGCAGCAGCAGAUGAGAAUAGUGAAGUUGCAGAAGAAUUUUCAUCAGAAGAUAAAUUGGAUGGAACUGAAUCUAAUGAAGAAGUGGACAAUUCAAAAAUUGAAGAUGAUUCAGAAAAACAAUUAAAAGAUGAAUCCAUUCUGGAAAAGGAUGAAAUUGUUAAGGAAUCUUCAUCAGAAAGCAAAGUAGAUGAAAACAAUGUAAAUAAAAAUGUAGACAAAACUGAAUCAGAAAAAGAUAUCAGUGAAAAAGUGAAUAUAGAAGAAUCUACAAGUCAAGACAUUGAAAUGAAAGAUGAAUCAUCCUCACAAAAUAAAAUAGAUAAAAAUGAAUCAGAAAACAAAGAAGUGAUUCACAGUGAAUCAGAAAAUAAAGAAGUGAUUCAUCGUGAAUCGGAAAAUAAAGAAGUGGUUCAUAGUGAAUUAGAACAAAAAGAAGUGAUUUGUAGUGAAUCAGAAAAUAAAAAAGUGAUUCAAAGUGAAUCAGAGCAAACGGAGGAAUCACGACAGGAAACAGCAGAUGAAACAAAAACUGUUGAAAAUGAAAGCCAAGAACCUCAUUCAAGUCAUAAAUUGUCUGAAACAGGAAGUGAAAAUAAGGGAGAUAAUGCUAGAACAAAAGAAACUAAAAGUUCUCCAAAUGUUGAAGAAUCAAAGACAUCACACCAUCAAUCUGAUGAUAAAAGAUACCAUGGCAGCAGGUCACAUGACCAUAGAUCAGAUAGUCACAGAUCACAUGACAACAGAAGGUCACAUGAUGACAGGCGGUCAUAUGAUGACAGACGGUCACAUGAUCGACAAUACCAUGACGACAGAUCAUACCACCACCAGGGAAGAUAUGAUGAUAGAAAUAGACACAGACAUCAAGAUGAUCGGGGUUAUGAUCGUGGGUAUCAUGACAACAGAGGCUAUAAUGAUCAACGGGACAACAGAGAUCAUUAUCGAGAUGACAGACGACACCACAACAGAGGUCAUUAUCAAGGUCGUGGUGGAUAUGGAAGUGGGGGUUACCAUGGUUAUAGAUGAACUAUGUUUCAAACAUUUAGUUGAGCUUGAAGAUCGGUAUCAAAGUUAUGGUGCUUUUUGUUACCAUGGCAGCUAACAUACAAUAUCAGCUUUAUAGAAUUUACAUUUUGAUGAUAUGUAAAAUAUGCAGAUCCUUGAAUGGCUGUAGAUGGCUGCUUUCUAUGAUUUUAUAUAUCACUGCUGUUCCUGGAUAAAAAUAAGGGGAGACAAUUUUACAAAAUACCCAUAAUGCAGUUUAAUUGUAUAUUUUGUGAAGUCUGAUCCUUUAUAUAUCAGCUAUGCAUGAUAUUUCAGAACAAAAUGAUCAUAAAUAUGUCAUGUAUGUUUUUUUGAGUUUGUUAGAGUGACUGAAUGACAUUUGAACGAUGUUUAAUCAUAUCAGUCGAGAGGGCAAACACUGGAGUAAUGAUUUGGUGUAUAUUGACUUUUAUCCCACAUCUCAGUUAUUUCUCACCUGUAGAAGAUUUCAGGUUGUAAAUAAGCAGUGAAUUGCAAGAAUUAUUUUACCCCGCCUAUGAAAGUACGGGGGAAUUAUGUUUUAGGGCGUGUCUGUCUGUCAGUCUCUUACCAGGUUAAGUUUUGAGUUAAUGUAAUAUCAUGUAAAUGUGGUCAUACAAACUUGAAUCUUAGUACAACAUGAUGUGAAUUUUUUAAGACAUAUGCCAAAAAAGGUUUGAACCCAUUUUUUUGUGGUUCACUGAACAUAUAAAUGUGAGAUGUGAAAGCAGGUCCAUAUUCUUGUUUCAUUUAUGUUCAUGUAAAUUAGGAAACCGAUAUAUGAAUUAGGUUGUCAGAAGUUGUACUUAGAGACAGGAAAAUCAAAUUGUACUCCUUAAAAUAAUGAUAUCUUGUAAUUUUUCUGCUCCAUUAACCAGAUAUGUACAAUGCUCUUUACAAAUGUCAUUGGAGGUUGUAAAUUUUAAGAUAAUAUAGCCACAACUAGUCCAGGGCCUUCAAGGAAUAAAACAGCUGUAGUCUCUUUGAAGGUUCUUUAAAUUCUGUUAGUUAAUAUUUCCAUUUUAUAUUACGGCCUCAGGUCAAUUUCUAUGUAAUAGUUGCUUUCAGAUAUUUCAGAAGUUAUAUUAAACAAAAUAUGAAGUUGAUUUGUGUCCCCUUUUUUUAAGAUUAUGAAUGAUUCCAUUUGAAUAUAAAAUUUAUUUUUGAUUAGAAAUUUGUAAAUGUCAAAACCAUGAAAAUUUUUAAGCCAUUAAAUUUACAUGUUUAAAGUAUUUGACUUAGUUGUGGAUGCUAAGCAAUAGUGUCUGUUUUUUGUAAUAUUGUUAGAGAUAUUUUAAUUUUUCAUUUUGUCAUUCAUUAUCUGUUUUGUGCAUAUCUUUUUUAUCAUGUAAAUUGUAUAAGAAAAUUAAAGAUACAAACGAAUA
Messenger RNA from Mytilus californianus (California mussel), 5625 nucleotides. RefSeq lists its product as uncharacterized. Gene Ontology annotation, cellular component: chromosome. The transcript is spliced from 19 exons. Gene Ontology annotation, biological process: regulation of transcription by RNA polymerase II. The record is from RefSeq and is a predicted model, not a curated record. The coding region runs from base 170 to 4243 and encodes 1357 amino acids. Lineage: Eukaryota; Metazoa; Mollusca; Bivalvia; Mytilida; Mytilidae. Gene Ontology annotation, molecular function: sequence-specific DNA binding; chromatin insulator sequence binding.